GGAAUAGCGGACGUCGGUUUUUCGUCUGCAUCGUCGUCGUGUGCUAACACACAGAGAGAAAAGAGCAAGUGCGAACGAGUGAAUUAUCGACGGGUGAGCUUCAUUUGUUCCGUGUCUUCGUCUUCAACGCCUUCAUCACCAUCCAGACACCGCAGAACAAAUAGCGCUAGAAAAAUGAGUGACCGCAAGGCCGUGAUUAAGAAUGCUGACAUGGGCGAGGAGAUGCAGCAGGACGCAGUCGACUGUGCAACGCAGGCACUGGAAAAGUAUAAUAUAGAGAAGGAUAUCGCCGCCUACAUAAAGAAAGAAUUCGACAAAAAAUACAACCCCACCUGGCACUGCAUCGUGGGCCGAAACUUUGGAUCGUACGUGACGCACGAAACACGCCACUUCAUAUACUUCUAUCUCGGUCAGGUUGCCAUCCUAUUAUUUAAGAGCGGUUAAACCACAAAAUUAGCUUAA
Anopheles maculipalpis is the source of this 462-nucleotide messenger RNA. Its product is annotated as dynein light chain 1, cytoplasmic. Gene Ontology annotation, cellular component: cytoplasmic dynein complex. The transcript has 3 exons. Gene Ontology annotation, molecular function: dynein intermediate chain binding; dynein light intermediate chain binding. Gene Ontology annotation, biological process: microtubule-based process; cilium assembly. The coding region runs from base 175 to 444 and encodes 89 amino acids. The record is from RefSeq and is a predicted model, not a curated record. NCBI's taxonomy places the organism in Eukaryota, Metazoa, Arthropoda, Insecta, Diptera, Culicidae.